Molecule: messenger RNA, 492 nt
Organism: Penicillium cosmopolitanum
Lineage: Eukaryota; Fungi; Ascomycota; Eurotiomycetes; Eurotiales; Aspergillaceae
Exons: 1
Coding region: 1-492 (163 amino acids)
Source: RefSeq, a predicted model, not a curated record
AUGCCUAUCUGUCAAGGCCAAGGAUCAAGUCGCGGUGCGUGGUCACCGGCCAUGGCCAGAACGCUCGAGGGAACUCCUCAACAGGCGCUCAACCAUACUGCACGACAGAUAAGUGGGCAACAUGAUCAGGAGAUCAUGGCAAGAGAGCGCCAGAUGAUUUUCCUGCAAAACUCACUGCAUGCCUACCCUGGCUGGCGUCCCUCGGUCCAAGCUCCCCCACCCGACAGCAGCGACCACCUCACAGAAAAUCCGAAUCCGUUUGGCGAUAACAGGAGUUUCCUUCACCCAGAAAUGUAUUUCGAGGCGAGGGGACCCGGUCGCGAUGAUCAGCUCCUGCUCGCGAUGGGACAUACCCCCCAUCACCAAGUUUCGCAGCACUUGUCAACACCAGAGUCAUUUCCUAGGCAAGUUGAGAUCCACUAUAUCGCGAAUAUCGGUUGGCUAACUGUGUAUGAUCUUCAGCUCAAACUCGGAAGGAUCUCAUGUUGGUGA